Porites lobata is the source of this 40372-nucleotide messenger RNA. The record is from the annotation of a GenBank genome assembly. Lineage: Eukaryota; Metazoa; Cnidaria; Anthozoa; Scleractinia; Poritidae.
AACUCUGGACGCUGCAAAGACCUAUCACAUGUUGACACGGUUGGUGCCAUAGUUUCAAUUUCUUUUCAAGCGAGUUCAGCCUCUUGCACCUUUGCAAAGUAAGUAUUUACCUUCGUAUGUCUUCUGCAAAAGCCUCGAGAAAAAGUUUUUUGUUUCACUUGCAGAGAUCGAGCGCGUUGUUUAUCUUCGCCUUUCAAAACAUUUCGGUUUCGCUUCCCGUCUCCAAACAGCUGAUUUAAGCUUACUGUUUAUUUAUUGCUGAUCUGCGGCGGUUGCUUAGGUCCCUCAAAUAUUAAUUUUUAAUGUCUGAGCUGGAAAAUCUUCAGGUUUGUGUAAAAACUUUGAUGUGGUCGCUGUGUGCAAUUAAUUAUUAGCUGAUCGAACAAAGUGAACUUUUGCUACUAGCUUUAUGAUAGAAGUGUGAAUAAUUUAAACUUAAUAAGUCACCCGUCAUCUGUUCUUUAUGAAUAGCUAAAUAGUUGUUAUAUGAUGAGGAGUCGUAAUAUCUUUUUUAUUUACUAGUUACCUGAGUUUACUUACAGGAAAUGUGUUUGCCCGCGACGUUCAUUGGUCUUAACUUUACGUGUGAAAUUAAGAUGUCUUCUCAUUUCCCUUGUCAGGUGUUCUCUACGACCUCUUUCCCCUCUCCUGGGGAUUGUGUUGUCGAUGACCUGCUUAAGUUACCUUUAAACAGUUUUAUCAAACUUAGACCUGUUGUAUCUUAUCAAACCUUAAGCUGCAUGCAUAGGUUGGGGUAGAAAAAAUAAGAGAUAACUUGCAGUCAGGUCCCAGGAAUUUGAAUUUCUGAAUUGAAAAGGUCGAUGCAAAAUGCUUAUCGGCGGUGAUGAAAUUUGGUAACGACAUCAUUACUGUGAGAAACUGAGGGGUGACAGGCCACACAUCUUCAAUAGCAUGAAACCUUUGAAAACCAUUUACAUAUUAUAUUAUUCCUCUAAAUUAUGAAAAGACUUUUUCAUACAUUUCACACUUUUUAAAUAAUAGUAAAGGUGGGUUAUUUGCUUGAUGCUAUCGCUUCUUUGAAGCAAACAAAAAAUGGCUUGGUAGAGUUUACAUUUAGCAAAGGAAAAAAAAUGAGUUAUUUUAGCGACUUAUGCAACAGAUGAGUUAGUCAGUUCUGUGUAUUUCUGGUCAAUUUGUGGUGCAUUUUAUAUAAAGGAGAGAGACGAAUCAAUAGGGAACUUAAGAACCACGACGAAGUUCACGACGACGACGUCUGUUGACUGGGAAAGGACUGGAACGAGAAUGUCAGUUUCGGCGGGAAAAAGGAAACUUAAGAUGCAGUCGAUCGGUAGGUCGACGACGACGACACUGAAUGUAAACAAACAUGUAGAAGUAGUACAACUGUGAUGUUCGUUCGCAACAACGUUUUUUCGCAAAGGCGUCUUUUAAGACGAUGCAAGAUCUUAUUUUAUAAGCCGUACGUCUACUUUCAUUGACGAUGAAGAAUUUUUAGUGUUGUCUGACCUUUUCGAAUGGAAAAAUCUCUGCUUUCCAUACGAAGGUUAUUCAACGUUCAACCCGAAUGACAUGACCGAGUCCGAUUGUCUGUCGGAGUUUAGAUUUGGAAAAAGAGACAUUCCGAUGCGAUAGCUGUGUUCUAUAUAAAGUUCAUUUCCUCUAUAUUAAAGAUAUAUGAUUUGCCUGACCUAAAUACGUACAAAUAAAUUUGUCACUUACGAGUUCGCUCGCUCGGCCUGCACAGCUCAGUGUUGUCUUCGAAGUAAACACAAUUCAUCAGUCAAAUUUUUCAACAUCGCUUGUUAGCAGAAAAAAGAAAGGAUACCUGGAUUUACGAGGUGAAAAAAUACAAAGCCCUUGAAAAAUCGCUUAAAAACAGGGAGUUAUACCUGCCGAAGCUUGUGGACUGCAGGACGACGUGACUGUACUGUAUUUGGCGUCGUCGACGACACCACGAUGACGAAAUUUGUCAACCGCGCUUCCGCAGUGCACGGUAUCUCACUUCCGGUCGUCAUUGACAAAGCCGUCGUCGUGGUUCUUAAGUUCCCUAAUAAACUAUUCUGGACUUCUAGAACUUCAGAACAAUUAUUUGUCGGAACGAUACUCUGAGAUCGAGGUAACCUCAAAGCUUGCAAAAUAUCUUGUCUCAAUGUUGAGUGCUUUAGCAGGUAUUAGCAGUGGCUUGCCACUUUUUCGUUGUUUUCCUUCUUGAUUUGGCACCCUCAAAUCUGUUUCGUCACUCAGCCACAACUCCGCAACUUUCACUUAAGUAAACUGUUCCUCUGUAAUCAGGUCUUCAGUAUUAAGAAAUGCAUCCUCAUUUUUGUCAAUGACCUGACUAUGGCGCCGAGAACUCAACGAUUUUCUGUUGUUCCCAGCACUGUGGGUGUACUUUCAGGGCUUUAUUUGUUCAAGGAAAAUUUAUCCUUCACGUGCUUUUGAAUGUUUGUUUACAUUCAGCGCUCAUUUCUGCACCAUGCUGAUUGCCCAAAAUCUGACAGUUCAGUCAACGGGGAGCCACAGGGGGCACUGGAAGUUGAAUUCAAACUUCUGAGAUGUGACUGCAAGCUCUCUCUCCUUUUUGUGCCCCACUCAAGGAGUCUCCCAGAGAGCUUUCUCUCAGGCUAAGGAUGAUUCCGAGGCCUUGACACUCUGGAGAUAGAGGAGAUCACAUCAUAUGAAAGCUAAAUUCAAUGAUAUUGUUUUAUUAUUCUUUCAAAAUAUAUUUCUAAGUUCUUAAGCAACCUCACCUUCUCGUAGACUUUCUUUAAAACAUGGAAAUUUUUUGUUGGCAUGGUUUCAGGAUAUAAACAGUUCUGUCCAAAAAGUACAUACAAUUUUUUCUUCCCUUUCUUCUGUUCAGUUUUAGUCAGAAAUUUGGCUAUUUUGUCUUCAGAUUAAUUUCCUUUUUGUCUUAGUUUGUAUUUGUCUUCAUAUUUUGUUUAUUCAGGAAUUGGCAGUGCCAAUCACAGGCCAGUGGCUUUAUGGCUGAACUAAAUGUCUUGCUUUCUUGUGGGAAUGCUGACAAGACCUUGAAGAUUGAAAGAGACUGCACUUUUGAUGAAUUUAGAACACAAGUCAAGUCUUUGUUUCCCCAUUUGCCAGAGGUUAGUAAAUGUUUCUUCCUGGGAUCUUGAAAAGCUAUACCCAGCAUGACUAAGUAGUUUAGAGGGCUGGGUUUGAACUGAGUUCUCCCACCUGUACAUGUACAUUAUUCCCACCCUGAUCACUAGUUGAGGUUGUUCUUUUGUGGCAAACGGCAGGGGAGGGGGUUGCUUUUGGGGGUUAGCUUAAAGGAAGCUUUUAUAGUGGUGUGCUGCCAAGGCAUUUAAACCCUUACCCUGUUUAAGAAAAAUAUCAUUCAUUUUGCUACCCUGUUCAACACAAGCAACCUACCUCAUUUUAUCACCCUGAUUCACUUCUUUUUGCAUACAAAUUUUUAACUAACAUGACUUAAUUGUGAAGUUAUAUACCCAGUUUAAGACUCAAGGUCAUGAUAAGUGAGUACCCCUGGGUCUUGGUAGCCCUAAGCUCAGCUCUUCAGUCGUGCUUGUAAAUGGCCUGCAGGUGCUUUACUUCUGGCCAGUUGGAAUUCUUUCUGAACUACUCAGUCACCAAUAACUUUGUCACCCCCAUAAGUCAAUUUCUGCCCUAUAUUCUAGACUCGUUAGGAGUUAGCUAAAGUCCUUUCUUAUUCUUCACUAAUAAUUUUUUUUUAGUUGUUUUCAAUUUUUAUUUCACAGAACUGAUUUUGUUAUUCUUAUUUUAUUUAUUUUUUCAUUUUAAAGAACUUCACUAUCAGCGAUGGUGAUUUCAAUGAGCUGGAUUCCUCAAAUUUCUAUACAGUUAAAAACAGUAGACUUGAAACAUGGUGUCUGGUAUGUAUGGCAAAAAAUAUUACGCAGUGAAACAUCCAUUUACAUGUAUUGGUACCUUUCCAAAAACACCAGAAUUCACUCAGUGAAAGUUCUGUCUCUAAAAUGUACUUUCUCUAAGAGGAAAUUGGCAAAGAAAUGAAGAAUAACUGUGAAUACAGUGUUGUAAUAAUAAUAAUAAUAAUAAUAAUAAUAAUAAUAAUCCAUUUAUAUAGCGCCUUUUCUACGAGAUUCAAAGGCACUGUUUACAAAAAUUAGAUAAAACUAAAAAGUAAAAAUAAUCACAAGAAAUUGACAUUAAAACUAGACGCUAACUACAAAAUAAAUAAAUGUAUACAAUGGAUAAAAAAUCAGAUAACAAAUAAAAACAUCAUGAUUCAUAAGCUCGCAUAACCCCCGACGGAUGGGAUUCUGGAAAUUCUCGCGGGGGGGGUCGAGACUCCGGAAAUCCAGGCGGGAGGGGUUGACCUUAAAAAAGUCUUCUGCAGGGGUCAUUUCGACCGAUAGUUGAUACAAAUCAAACGUUUAGUUCGAUGACACUUAAGCGCUUUCAGACCCUGAAAAUAGUCAAAAUGUUUUGUUCAUAUAUUUCUCACCUGACAUAAAUGAUAAUCUAAGUUGCUUUACAGGUCCUUUUAUAGCAGAAAACGCGAAAAAGAUACUAAAGAACGGGCCUGAAGGAACUCGUCGCAACGUUGUUGUCACGAAGAGCGUCAAACGCCUGACACAUUUCUACUCGUACCCAGAGCCCGCGCGCGAAGAGUGAUUUUUAUAAGCUAAGAAAUUAUGUAAACACUCGUUCAGGUGUCGUUCGCAUUUUUGUUUUUUGCUCCUUUCGUUUUCAGUUCCACGCGAUAGAAUUAAGUAGUUUAAUAUAAGCUGAAGCUUUAGAAAUUAAAACAAAAACAUUUAGACGUGUUUUGCGUGUAUUUUCCAUUAAAAAUAAAUUAAAUUUAAGCCUUUUAUUUUUUCCCCGGAAAUCCAGGCGGGAGGGGGUCUUCCACCUUGGAAAUCCAGUUGGGAGGGGGGGGUCUUGUGCUUCAGGAAAUCCAGGUGAGAGGGGGGUUAAAAAGGACCCCAUCCGUCGGGGGUGUGGAUUUUUUCUGGAAUAACCCAUUGAGAUUAAAAUAGGGUUUAACUAAUAAAUUUCUAUUAGAGGAUCUAAGAUUGCGGCUGGGUGUAUACAAUAUUGAAGGAAAUUGUAAGCAAAUUAAAGUUCUGUUAAAGAGGAUUCAUUUGUUAUGAAUAGCAAUGCAGUAGGGUCUUGUUCACAGCUUUAAAAGUUAGAAUGACAAACGCAUGUGACAUAAUGUGGUCUAGGAAAGAAAGGGUCAAGCUAUUUAACCCCUUCAGUUUAUGGGCUGUUGCAAGUUAUGUUUACUUACUGAAGGACCAACUGCUUCUUUUCUUUCCUGUCUUUCUAAUACUGAAGGUCCGUGGCUCAAGUGAAGAAUCUUAUAAGCUGGAUAAACCACAUUCAGAACUGAUGCGAUAUGACGUGCAUCCAAAUGCACUCACGCAAAGUGGCAAUUAUCAUUUUAGUGGUAAGAACAAGUUUGUAAUGACUCAACCAUUGUCUGGUUGGCUCUGCUGUUAGAGUGCCAGUCUGGCAGAUUGAAAUGCCAACUACAUGUAACUAGGUCUGUUAGUUUUGGAUAUUUAUUUUUUUUUAUAAAUUGCAUCAGGGUAACACGCAAAUAUGCCUCCUCUUCUUUUCUCCCCUCUUGUGCAUGCAAAAUUUCUCCCUUCACCCAGAAAAAACUAGACUGGUGCAUGCUACACAGGCUUUAACUGUAGGUCUUUUUAAGUGAUAGGAUUGUGUUGGCUGGCACUAAGACCUUGACUAAGUUGUUCAAAGAACAAUGAUUGCUAUUAGCACGACCAUGACAACUCAAAUGCUAGAUACUUACAAAGUCUGUGCUGUAGUAGCAACCCAUGGACCAGCAUGCAAUGAAAAUCAUGUCUGAUAGCCAGCAGCUGGUGGAUUUUGCUGUCAGGGUAGUGAAUCCUGUUAUUUACAUGCCUGACAGGCAAGCAAAUUUUUUUGGGAAAAUUACAGAAGAGCAUGUAUUCAAUGAACUGUAAUCAAUCCUAUUCAUCAAUUUUUUUGUGGGGGUGGGGUGGGGGGGAGGAAGGGGCUAGUUGAGGUGACUUUUGGGCUGGUACAUGUUGACUACACCUUGCCCUAAUGGAAAGCUCUAAAACUGACUUUCUUUGCACCCUGGUGGACCCUUGUGCAUCACUGAGUCUGAGUCAGGGCUGUCAUUAAUGGCUGGAAGCUGGGAAUUUCCCCCGGCAACAAGGAACAUGAAUCCCAGCUACUUUCUGUGGAAGUAGAGGAAAAAUAAAACCAAAAGGAAAAUUGCUAGCUGUUUAAUUCCCUGCCAACUUGUUGUAUUUAUGUGUCAACUUGAAAUCUUAGUGACAGCCGUGUCUUGGACAACUAGUAGUUCAUGUCUGAAGUGACAACUGCAUUUUAUAUGCUUUGUGUAUCCUUAAAUAAUGUCACUUUGUAAUAAAGGGAAAAUUCUUGACAUUUUGUUUUAUUUACAGCUAGCUACCAAGCAUUCUGUGAGUUUAUUGAUAACUCCAUUCAAGCAACCAGCAUAAAUAAUACCAAGGACACAGAGAGAAUUAUUGACGUUCAUAUCUUUCUUAGAGAUGUAAGUAAAAUUGCAAGGAAGUGGAGUAAUUCCAGGUCAGAGUAUGUAUCUUGAGUUUGCAAGGCUAAAAGAAGAGUGCCCUUGUGUGUUUGGCUCCUUGGGUGCUCUGUGUUUGCGGUUUCUGUGAUCAGGGUUCAUACAGAGUCUUGUAUUCUUGAAAAAGUCUCGAAAUUAUUUUCCCCCAACAAUUUUUCAGACCUGGAGAAAGUCUGGAAAAUAGAGAUAGUCUUGAAAAAAUGGUAAAUAGUCUUGAGUUUUUUGAAAGUUACAAUAAGUGCUUUACAAGUGAGACUUUUUUUUCGUGCUGGUUAAAUCUUAUUCAAUCUCACCUGUACGUUUGCAGCGCAUCAUGGAAAAAGCUUUGUUCCUUCAUUGUUUUAAGGUCUUUAUUGAUCACCUAUUUAACACCUAUUUAUUUGAGUCCGGAAAAAGAAAUUAUUGCUUUGGAAAAGUCUGGGAAAAGUCUGAACUUUGGAUCCAAAAAUCUUUACAAACCCUCUGGUACAAGGUUGAUGCCUUAAUUUUAGACCCCUUCAGUCUCAUGUUCUUUAGCCUGCGAGUAAGCUUUCCUAUUUGGGCUAGGGAACUCGAGCCGCGCGAGAACGCGCGAGCGAUUGUCGGAGCCGCGAGGGGCCGAGGAAAGGAGCUCUCCUUUCUCUUCCCUACCCCCCGCUUUCGCGUCUCCUCUCGCGUGCCUCUCGCGCGUCUACUUUUCAUGAUAUCCCCCAAAUGAAAAGCUUGCUCGCAGGCCACAUGUUCUUUACAAGUUAAGUACAAUCUGGGCGGAGAGCAAACUGGCCACGGAAAUGUUUGUAACUAUGGCGUUGCUGUCAUUAGCCAUUUUUAAUUAACUCAUGACCUUUUCUCCCUCUGUGUAAAACAGAGCUGUUUAGAAAUGAUAAAUGUAAAAAAUGGUAAAAGAGACAAUGUUUUUAUUCUUGUUCCUGACAGAAACUGGUUGCAAUAUUUGACAAUGGAGAAGGUAUGUCAUAUGAGGGACUCAAGGCGUUUGCUACAUACUUUUUGUCACAAGCUGAUCGUGGGCUUGAGAAGGAAGAAGUUGAUCUCAUUCCUGCUUAUUUGGAUGGUGCUAUUUCAAAGUUUGGAGUAGGAGCUACUCAAGCAGUAAGUCACAAGAAAAAAAUUGAAUUGCUUUAAAUUCAAUUUUCAAAUUAUCUUUUAACAGUAUAGACUGAAAAUAGGGAACGCCAUUACAAAUGAUACUAUUUAACGUACGUCAACGGGAAAUGGACUUUUUGCAUGCUUUGGCAGUGGUUUUUGUCCACGUUUUCGGGCAAAUCGCCUUUAUAAGAUUAAAAUCACUUUGCAAUACAAAUUAGGUAGUGUUAUAGCGUGCGGACACAGACGUAUUGCUGGUAGCCGCUUCUCUCCGUGUGUUCCACCCGAAAAGUAACGUCUGCGAACCCUAGCGGGACAACGAUUUCCAUGACGUAAAACCUUUUGUUUUGGUGUUGAUCAAUCAGAUCAACAACCUCGUUCCCAGGAGAGAACCCUGGGAACGAGGUUGUCAGAUCAAAACAUAGCCUGUUCCGGGCUCCGAGAUAGUCGGGUCCGCUGAAUUGAGAAAGCGCAAACACGAAAAUAAAACGGCCCGCCAACUGUUCGCGUACCUUUUACUUUCGCGUCUUCCCCACUAUCUGAGAGCCUGGAACAGGCUAAUCAAAAGACAGAAUACAGCUCAAGAGACUCCUCGCGCGCUGGCAUAUCUAGGAUUUUGGCGAGUGUUUCUAAAUACGCCUUGGAAUGUGAAUUUCACGACUAUAAGAAGGUUUCCUGUGAUGUUGAACGCUGACUUCUUUGUGAAGCAACGGCUUCUUGAGCUACGUAUAUUAUGUGGGCCUUUGGUUUCGCUUUAUAAAACACGGUAGUAGGUGACAUAAACAAAACCUGGACAAGAUAAUCGCUACAGGGAAAGGAAAAUAGUAUAGCUUUAUGACAUCGCACUCAGACUCGCGAUUUAUUUUAAUUUAAUUUGGUGAAUCGAUUGUACAAACACAUCCUUGACUGAGAAUGAGUCAAAAAUCUCUGACAAUCUCUUGAUAAUAAUUCAAAAUCCUGCAAGUAUCGCCAUUAUACAAUCAUGUACAAUGGUCUGAAAUAUUAUAAACCUAGGCCGGAGCCAGCGUGAAGUAGAUAUUUAUUACGUCUGUGUCCGCAGGCUGGUAGCGUUAAGCUUGACGUGGGUCGCUCAUAAACAGCUUUUGCUUAAGAUCCCUAAUAUUGCAUCCUCUGAACAAAUCAGAGCCGGUUCACCGCCGUACAGGACCAUGAUACAUGUGAUUGAAAUGUUUUUCUUCACAGGGUUUUUACCUUGGCAACCGCAUCAAAGUGAUCACCAAGAAAGAGGAGUGUCCUUAUGUGACUGAAAUCACCAUAUCCAAGGUAAGUCUAAUUAUUAAUAUAUUCUUUACUUAAAGGAACUUUAUUCGAUUUAACAUAACAACUUCUUUUUCCCUUAGAAAAUAUAUAUUUACAGUGGAAAUUUCAUGUCCUCUAUGUACGACCACCUCUCGUAAGCGGCCACCUAUCCAAAACACCUGUCAAAGCCCUAAAAUUAAAACCUCUCGUAAGCGACUGUGGCGGCUAACGGUUUUAUAAUUUUACUUUGUUGUUAACCUCUUGUAAGCGACCGUUUGCGCAUGGUGGUAUCUCUUUGUUCGCUGUAUGUACAAUAAGCCUCUCAAAGUAGACAAAGAACUUUCCCCGAACAACAUGGAACCACACAUAUUGAUAAUAAUCGUAACUAAGAAAUUGCAUGCAAUAAAUUCUGUAGUAGAUGUGUCGGAACUUCUUCAGGGAAAAGAGACAGGGAAAAGACCCCCUGGGCCCAGUUGUUCGAAGGCCGAUUGGCGCUAACCCUGGGUUAACCCAGGUUUCUAUUUCUUUUGUUCAAAAGCAUUUUUUAGGAUAAUUUUGUCGAUUCUUUUCACAGCAUCAAAUCAUCAAAUUGUGGACCAAAAGGAUAAAACUGAAUUUGCUUUUAAGCCUUCUAAUCUGAAUUGAAAUUUUGCACUAACUCUGGGUUAUCUUAACCCUGCUUUGAAGAACCCAGCCCUGUAGGUUAAUUCCCGUGAGUGACCACCUCCUGAAAGCGACCACUCAAUCGUCGCAUUUUGGGUGGUCGCGUACCGGGGAGGUUCGACUGAAUUUAUUUAUUUGUUUAUUUAUGUGUCGUUUUCAGGAGAAACUUCAACAGAGGGCAAAGGAGGGGAAACCAGUAUUUGAAGACUACAGAUGGAUUCGCAACCCAAGUGAUACUAGCACUCUUGAAACUGAGGAAGAAAAGCGGUGCUUGAAGGAUGUUGUAAGUUUGUUAAGCUUUUUUGUAUAGGAAAACGAUCCUCGCGCUUUGUUCUUGGUUUUCACGCAUCGCUCACAUUUUGCGCACCUCUCGCUCAGUUGUCGUAGCACGACUUUUGGGUAAACCUAAAAUUAAAAGAUGUCUCAAAAAAGCCUCGUCAUCUCAGUCUCACUAAAUCACAAACCAAGACUUCAUAGCUCAGUUGGUAGAGCAACGCACCGGCAACGCGGAGGUCAUUUAAUAAUUUUAAGGCCCUCUCACCAGCAGUGUAAAUGUAAAUGUAAAUGUAAAUAUCAUAUUAUCCACUCCCCUCAGGGUUUUUCAGGGAUAAUUUACAACAAUGGCUGGGGGACUUUGCCAGACUGCUUAAGUUGCAGUUUACAAGUAAUGAAGAAAUGAGUAAUGAUGCCCCCAUACAUGAGUGCAAAGUGAGAUAGACCACUACACCGGGUACUACGUGCCCUACUCUUUAUGAAGAGUGUGUGGGUUCUUUAACGUCCAACAGAUUUUUUAUUACAUGUGCUAGGGCUUGUGAGACGGGGCCUACGGUUUAUCGUCCUUAUCUGAGAAGACUAGAAAGACAAACCGUUUGCAGAUGUUAUUACAAAGGCAGCACUUUCUCCUCAGUUAUUUGAAGACCCUGAGUGUUGGUCCGGCCGGGGUUUGAACCUACGGCCUCCCGCUCAGCAGACCGGCGCUUAUCCCAUUGAGCUAACCGGGCGGCAGUUAAAUGAUGUAAAUGGAGCGAUGUAAAUGGAGCAUCGCUUUAUGGUCUUUAUCAAAGCUUGGAAAAAACCGUUGAAGGCUCCAUUGAGUUUGAUCUAUUACUUGUUUUCUUGCAACUCACGUUGACUGUUUGAAAUUCACGCAGAUUGAAAGAGAGGCGGCAUACAAUCAAUUUACAAUGAUUGUGAUUACGGGUAUUAGAGAUCUACACAUCGAAUCUAUUCAGGAGGACGGUGGAAACAGUCUUGCCAAGAACCUGGCUCACGUUUACCACUUCUACUUAUUUGGCGAAAGAGGUCGCUCAGGGAACAUGAAACUUCCUUCCCUGGGAAACUCCAGGAUACCUGUAAGUGUUCAUAGUUUUUCCUUUAUAUGGAUUUGUCCACUUUAACUUCGAAGAACAGCUGGUGGUAAAAAUUCUGUUAAAACACGUUUGACAAUUUCGUGCACAUGGACUGUUUGGUCGGUGGAGCAUGGCCUUUUUCCCUUGAAGUUACGUUUUGAUGGGUUAAAUCAGAAUCGUUGUUGUCAGUCGAUUGUUGUCAGACGAUAGGGGCUGCAAGAGGACUGCUGAAACAUGCUUACACAAUAGUUGUCUCUUGCAAUAAGCCCAAUCACAAAGAACCACAAUGCCCUCCUCAUGAAAAAACAUUGGUAACAAUUUUGUCGUGAACAGUAGCUUUUUUUAACUUUUACUUUUAUUGAGUUAGUGGACAAGUGGGAAAAUUUUUAUGAAUAAAGCAUUAAUUUUUUUUCCAGCCGGAGUUGGGAUUAAGCUCAUUUCUUAAGGUGGAUAUUAGGCUGAUCAUAGAUGAUGGCCGAAACACCAACCAAAAGACAUAUUUUAAUCUUCGCGACAUCGAGGAUGACAUUGAAAGUCUGUACCAGACCAGAGCUAAAGCGUGGUUUCCAUUCUCACUUACGAUGAAAGUUCCUGAUUUGGAUCCCCAUCAAACCGUACAGGUAUCUAGUUUUACCUACACUGUACCUUGCGUGGCCGGCCCUCAAGCUAAAUAAAUGAAUAAAUAAAGCGGACACUAUAAAUGUAUGAGCCAGUAAUAAUUAAUCUUCCCUCUCUUGCAACUGAAUUGAUGAUUCGCCCCCGCAAAAUCUGCUGGGACGCCAGAUACGUGUCUCAAUACCCUUUCAAUCAAAGUUGUCCCAUACAGUCUCAUCAGUUUGAAGUGCGAUACCAUUCGUCGACCGCAAUUGUAAGUAACGAUUUAGUGGAAGAGCUCUUAUCUACCUUUCCACAUGGUAUUUAGGAUUUUUUUUCUGAUUUAGAGCAGAGAGGGAAAAAGGAGUAACCGGGCAAAAGACAACAACAACAACAGAAAAAAAGAAAACCCACAUAUGGCGUUUUUCUCGAAUUCAAUCCCGGGCGACGCUGGUACGAGGCAAACCACUUGCUUUCUCCACUGCGCCACUCUUGUGCGAACUUGUUCGCGCAGGUGCGGGAGGGGUCCGACAGAGAAGGGAAAGGGACUAUAGUUUUCCGGAGGCCCUCAGGAAUAGUUUCAGUGGAUUUUGAGCUACUGGGGAUAGAAAUUUAGCAGUAGGUUUGACACCAUUUUUUACCCACGUUUUCUUUGUUCCUUAUCAUGUGUUUUUUUUUUUCGUUCAGUGACUUAGAUUUAUUUUUAUUUUCUGUGAAUAGUCAGCGUUUGCGUGACGAAUAAACGGUGAUUUUCACCGGUCGCCGAAGCUUGCGGACAACUCUGACUGUGAUCAGUAUAUAUAAAGUGACCAGCAAUGUAAGUGUGGAUUUUUCAAUUCAACAUUUCACUUCCUAUUUUUCUUCUCCACAUUAGGGCGUGUUGAUGUAUUUCCCCCACGAGUCAGGGCAAGAGACCUUGCCCCGGCCUGAUGACCUGGAAGAUGACGAACAGGAGCCAAUAUUUGAAUGUUUCUGGCAAGGAAGACUGGCGCCUCUGUCGUAUGUUCACAAGUAAGGCACACAAGUUUAGUUUGGUUUCUAAACCAAGUCUUCUCAGUACAGGUAAUCAUACGACCUCGGCAAAUAAAUUUCACAUUGAACGAGAAAAUAAUAUACAUGAGAAAAUUUGCUGGAUCAAAAUUCGUCUCCAAAACAGUCCCACAAUGCAAUUGGACACUAACCGACCUAUUCUCGGGAACAAUCUCUUUGCGGUACCUGAUUGGUUCUUAUGUAUUCCUAUUGUUUAUUUGCAAAUCACAGUGCUUUGAGAUAUUGGCAUUUUAUUUCCUUGUUUUUGCAUUGUUUUCCUCGUUUUGCUCUGUGUUUACUAAAACCUGCAUUGCUCUCAGCCAAUCAGUUUCAAGAAUUUUUUCAUGUAUAUUAUUAAGGCAGUUACAUGUACCUGCGCAUUAAGAAACAGUUUCAGAAUUGGUGUGCGCACUCAGCAGAAAAACUGAAACGAUCGGACCUCGAUACACAUACAGCGACUGUCCAAGGUGAGAAAAUGAUGACAUUCACGGGGACACGUACAACGCUUACCGAGACGUAAAGAAAAACGCAAGCCGCCUCCAAGUGCCGAAAAACGUGUUCCAGUCGUUUCUAAAUUACCAAAGCAAUGUCAAGCAUCGAUUAAAGUGACUUUAGUAAAGCCGCUAGACAGAAGAAAAUGUUCUUUUUCUUUCAUAUUUCUUUUUCCCUAAAAGGAUGGAAUUUUGUACUUCGCCCGCUCAACGAUCCAAAAGGCAGAAAGACGUUGUCCCGGAUAGCUGCUAUCGCAGGUUGAAGGGAAUCCUGUUUUUCAACCGACAUACUCCAGUAUCUAAUAACAAGCUGAAGAUUCUGUUGGAUGAAAGGAAGGACUUAUCUACAGCGCUGGAAGAUGCAUCCACUGAAAGAAGGCUACCGCAAGAAUUCAGAACAUGGCUUGAAAAAUGCCAUCGAGAGCUUGAUAAGGAGGUGAGACUAUGAAAGGAUUUCUGGAAAACAUGCUGUUACGCCCCCUGUGGGGGGAGGGUACUUCCUAUAAUGGCCUAUUCGGGGAGGCUCCGCCCGAAAGGGCUACCUUUUGCAGGCUUCUAAGAAAGGGUAAGGUUAUUAACGUCGAUUGAAGUAUACAAAAGGGGUAGGGAAAUCUGUCAUUGCGGUCUGUGAUAAGAUCUGAAGGGGCUAACAAGCGCAUUGUAUGGCUGUGAAAAAGAAAAGAAAGCUUUCUGGUUUAGUGGCUUAUUCAUAUAUAAAAGAUGGUUCAUUUAGAGGGGUCCGCGGACUUCGGAGCGGAGCCUCCCCGUAUGAAAUUUUGUUAAGUACCCCCCCUCCCUCGAUACGUUUAACUAUCCCUCUCCUUUGAGGUAAGUGACCAAGGUUUGAGGAAUAUUCAAGAAUUUUGUUCGGAGUUGUCUCUUUCGAGGAAAAGAAAUUUAGGAAAAAACAAAAGGUUUUCAAAAUUUGGGAAAGUCGGCAGAUUUGCUGAAAAUCAGGAAAAAUCUUAAUUCUUUACCUAGUCAAUGAUAUUUAGAGAAUGGUUUCUGACUGUUACAACGACAUCUGUUGUUACCGUUUGUCCCUUACGAAAACAAAAGAAAGAAAUGUCGUUUUGUAAAAUACUUAAAGUCGAAAUUAUAGCAAUUUUUGAAAGUACUGACAAGAUGUUUCAUUUAACUGGCUUGUAGCAAAUUAAUGUUAUAUAUUCACCCAGAAGAUGAUAAUACGUUUCUUAAUUGCCCACAUACCCCUCCCCUAAGCCAACAUUAACACUUAUUUUUCACUUUGGACAAAAUUUUGGCUUAAGGGAGGGGUUGGUACGCAGUUUCCCAGAAACGUAUAAUGAUCGCUAACGGAUCCAAAGUUAGAAGUCGCCCCAGGUUAGGUAAUCCAAGACAGUCUUGGGUUCUGGAUUCCACGCUGUGGAUUCUGGAUUUUAGGUACUGGAUUCUGGAUUCUUGUCAGUGUAACUGGGAUUCCGGAUUCCAACCCUUAGUGGGAUUCCGGAUUCCUUGAGUUGAAUUCCGGAUUCCAAAGCCCAGGAUUCCAUAUUUCACAUGAAAGAAAAUUUGCGGAUUCCGGAAUCCGGAUUACCUUACACGGAGCAAUUUAGAUCUCUGAGAAACUGCCCACCUUCCCCUCCCCUAAGCUAACAUUAACACUUACUCUCACUUAGGGCAAAAUGAUGGCUUAGGGGAGGGGUAGGUGGGCAGUUUCCCAGAAACCUAAAUUGAUUUCCUUACACGUACACGGGGCCGGGUGAUAGAACCACAUUAAUUACCUGCAUAAUUGACUCCAAAAGUGAAAGAGCUAAUCAAUGGAUACGCACGAUUUUUUAUUACAUCAGGUUAGUUUCGAAUCUCAACUGCCAAACUCCCAACAGCCGAACUCAGGUGAUGUUCGCUACGGCGUUCUACGAGUGACCACCAGCUCUGGUGUGCAGGUUUAUAAAACAGGAGAUGUUGUCAAGCUUGACACGAAACCAAUCAUCUAUGGCAAGGUCAAGUAUUUUGUCAAAGUUAGCAAGAAAAAUGAUGUGGACAAAGUGGUGGUUCAGCGACAGCCUGACGAGGUAAACUGUAUGGCAAUUUCACUGAGACAACGUGAUGAGAAUGACGUAGGGGCGCGCAGAUUUGAAAACCGAAAUGACCAAUGGCAGAACGGCAAAUUGAGUACCGAAAGUCGUGUUCUGUCCUUUUCGCGAGCUUUCGCGUUCUCGUUGUACGUUGCAUUGUGUUUGCAAAAUCUGCCAAAGCAACAAUUGUAAUACGUUACUAUGCACGUUUAUCUUUUUAUGGACAACACACAAUAACCUCCUCAAUAAGCCAACCUGGGGCGUAUUUUUUCCCCAGAUAUUUUAAGGGGAGAGAAGGCGCUUUUCGUAGAAGGCUUAUUAGAGAGAGAGUGUGUUUGCAUUUGGGGUGGGGGAGGGGGUGAUAUUUAAAAACCUAGCGGCAACCCUUUUUAGUUCAUUUCCUAAGCAGUAUUAUUAUAUACAUACUGAGAAAUACUCACCAAAAAGCUAUGUCGUAAAUUUUCGUACGCAAAUUAGUUAUAGCCAAUCAGAGGAGCGAACGAUGGUUUUCACACGUGAAAAAAACGAUACGUCCAAUCAGAAUCGCGAACGAUGUUUUUUCACGUGUGAGAAAAAUGAUACGUCCAAUCAGAAGCCACAGAGGUGUGCGAGUUUCGCGCCAAAAUUCCCGCCUUCUAUUGCAGCUUGCAGCGCCGCUUCGCACACAUUUAUCAACGAGAAAAGUUUUACUCAAGGAGUAAAACAUUUCGGAAAUGGAGUGGAAUAGUUUCGUUUGUUUCACUGUCGAUAAAAAAAUACGGUAGAGAGCCGGCGAAACAACAGCGGAAAGGGAUAAACAGAACGAGACGUAAGCUUUUGUUGUGCUUUUUGUCGGAGCUACUUUGCCUUUCAUUUAAGCUUAAGCUUAUAUUGAAACCGGCCAUUUUACUUAAAUUCACUCAUUUUCAAUUGUGCAUUGAGAACAAACAGUUAAGAUUACUUAUAGUUCUUGGAUUAAACCUCAUAUCCUCACCGUCAUUUAUGUUUUUAACAAACGUUUUUACUAAAAAGCUGGUACUUCGUUUUCGUUGUCAUUUUGCGGUAAGUGUGUAGCGGCAAAUUUUAGCAUUUUUGAAAGAUUUAAAAUAAAAAGGCCCGCAAAAUGAUGAAUGACUCAGUAUGUAUAUAAUAAACACAAUACCACAUGGAAAGUGCUUUGUACGGUAUUUACGCACUCGUUGUUUUUGUAUCAGAAAUCUUACUCGUUCGCUGCGCUCACUCGUUCGAUUUCUGAUACGUCAACAACUCGUACGUAAAUACCGUACGCCAGCACUUUCCAUGAAGUAUUCUCUACUUAUGAACUGAUCUGUACGGCAUUAUGAACUUUUUUUUAUUGAUUGACUUAUUUUCAUGGAAUACAGUUGUUUUCGGAGAAUUUUGUUAUAGAGCGGUUUUCAUUUGAGUAUCGUAAAACCAAAACCAAAGAAAUUACUCUAGCCAAUCACAAAGGACACAGACAAUACAGUGAACCAAUUAAAACUCGAAGUAAUUACAUGUAGCUGACGCAAAGCGCGGGAAAAUGCAUGCGAGCGUGACACAAUUGGUUUUGGUUUUCCUUCUGAUUGGAUUAAAAAGUGGCGCGAAUCUUUUAAGCCAAUCACGUAGCGUAGUAAACGCAAAACCAAUUACCUUUAGACACUCAAAUGAAAACCGCUCUAUUUCAUGAUUGGUUAGCCUGCGAACGCAGACGUAGUUCCGGUCGUCGCUUCUCUCCAUCCACGGAGUAACUAAUAUGUUUGCAGGCAGGUGAUUGCUUAGUGUAACAGUUGAAAUCGUACCAAUGGGAGCGGGACUUUACAGACGGGCGGAGCGCGUGAUAAAUUUUGACUGUUUAAAAGAGCAGGGGUUCAAUGGAGAGAUGGACGAUAUAGAGAAGCGGGCCUUAUUUGAAAGAUUACGGAAAACGCAUGGCAACGAAUUUUGUUCUUUCUCUAUGUGAAAUUGUAUAAACUCCCUUAGAAUUCAACUUCAGGAAAUUUGCGUUCAUUUGACCAAUGAAGGAGCUGGGAUAACCGCGGUGAUGUUUAACGUUAAACAGCACAAAUUUACUUCUCAAGUGACAUUUUUGCUGCAGUCAGCGUCGUUGUUUUUUAAUUUCCUUAGUCUUUUUUAUCCUAAGCGCCGUUCAUAGCAAUUAAUUCUCUAGUUACUUUGUUUGCACUGUACACUUAAAAGAGUUGGGAUCUUUCUGAAGUUCGACUCCCAAGUAAGGCGACGUCUUUCACUCCCGUCUCCGUUGAUGAAGGCUCUCUUAAUAACGCGCUAUUUCUACCUGAGGUUCCAGAGUGUGUUUUUUUUUUUUAUCGCACGCGACGAGACGCUUCGAAUUCGGUUGGAGACCGACACUUCUUCGGCCGAAGGCAAAGCAGAAAGCGCCGAUGCAGCGAGAAACGGUAAACUGCGCGUAGAAAGUCUUAGGUAUCCAGGGUACAUUAUUUCGUACCUUUUAUGUGAUAUCCGCCAUUGCUUUCAACUUCUUUCUGUCAUGAUGCAUCUUUUGUAUGCAACAGAGGCCUAGUAAUGCUAUCCACAAAUAUGUACAUUGAAUACGCCUUUUUCAAAAAAAAUUAAUACCACAAUACUCUUUCACUGUCAACAACAGUCCUACUCAGGACUACGUUCACCCGGACGAUCAUACUAAACCUACUUACAAUACUCUUUAUUGUCCCUCCAAAUUGUUUUCAAUUGCUCUUGGUACUCACAAUCACCCCAAGAGAAAUUGAAAACAAUGCUUAUGCAAAAUUUUGGAGGGACAAGAAAGAGUAUUAUGUUAUUUUUUAAAAAAGGCCUAAUCUCUCUUACCCUAGGUUUAUCUUAGUCAAGAGGAAGAGCGGCCAAUCUCUAGGAUUCUCGAAAUCCCUGAUCAGAACACUUUAAAGCGAGUCUUUAACCAGGAGAAACAAAUGCUUCCCCAAACAGGUAAUGUGAUGUUUGUUUACCCUUUUUUGAAACUGUGCUACUUCAAUUCUUUGUUAAGCAGUAGCAAAUAAUUCAGACGGAUCUGGGUUUGGUAUACUAUAUGUACGCAAGUCCGCUGUAAGGACUCGAAGGUAAACGAGCCCGACUUGUUGGUCAUUGUCGGAGAGCGUUGGAUUCGUUUUUAUAGGGUCCAAACUUUUUCACUGAUGAGAACCUAACAAUAACCCUUACCUUCACAAAAGUGGUCAACGUCAAAAUCCAAGAAAAUAUUCAAAUUUUGUGUUGUGAAAUGCCGAAAAACACUACCAUGUGAAAGUACUGUCAGAGUAGGUUUCAUUUGAAUUAGCCUUUUCCAGGCUCCGAAAUAGUCGGGUCCGCUUAUCUGAGAGCCUGGAACAGGCUACAUUUGAAUGGUCACACCACAGGAUUUGAUCCACAGACUCAAAAGUUAGAACAACGUACUAAAUAAAUAGUACCAUGUGAAAGUACUGCUCGAAGAGGUUUCAUUUGAAUGGACACACCAUAGGAUUUGAUCCACAGUUAGAACAACAUACUAAAUAAAUAGCACCAUGUGAAAGUACUGCUGAAGAGGUUUCAUUUGAAUGGACACACCAUAGGAUUUGAUCCACAGACUCAAAAGUUAAAACAACGUACUAAAUAAAUAGUACCAUGUGAAAGUACUGCUGAAGAGGUUUCAUUUGAAUGGUCACACCAUAGGAUUUGAUCCACAGACUCAAAAGUUAAGGAGUGAAAGGGUUAAUAGGACUGUGUCACGGCUGUCCAGUUCAUUUUGUUUUAAUGUUCAUUUCGUGUCCUUUUUUGCCAUGGAGGUAUUUUAAGGUAAUUCAAGGAACGAGCCAUUUUAGCUUUUGCCUGCACAAGUGGCGCACUCUCUUCAGUGUGAACUGUUUUUGCCUAACAUUAAAUUAUAAUGGUGUAUCAUUUAUAAGAGACAUGGUGAGGAACUCUGCUACUUUUUCUUUGCCAUUUUGACUCCUAAACAGCUAUCGGCAGAAUCCUUAUAUAGGGUCCUAUCGCAGACCAUUUCCGAGUUCCAAAAACUCUCACUUUCAAAACGAGGCUAAGUGCAAAACCUUCGUUGUGAUAAUAAGUGUUAUUUGGAUGAGAAAAAAAUCAUUUGCAUAUCAAUGGCUUCGUACUUAACCUAGCUUUGGAACAGAGGCUUGAGGCAACUCGAAAAUGGCCUAUUUCGGGCGUGUUCGAAUGAACGUAAACCGGAAUAUAAAGAAUAAAUGGAAUUAACUCUAGAAAUCACUUAUUUUGGCGUUCAUUGCAUUGCAAUAUCUAGAAAUCUGCUUGAAAUAAAAUAUUCCGCUGUAUGUAGCGUUUAAGUGGUCCAGAAUUGGGGAAAUUACGGCACAAGAGAUUUGCAACUAAACUUUUGCGUAUUCUUAUUCUGGAAUACAAUCAGUGGACACGUCCUUAAUAUUACGCUUCAACAAUUCACACUCGUGAGCUUGGGUUACGUGUGGUACUCGUCUCUCAUGCUUUUUACUUCAGUGAACAUAUCUUUUAAUGUUGCGUUAUAGUGAAAGUGUACAAACACAAUUUAACAAAUGAAAUUACUAGCAAGACUCAACUGCACUGGUAUGCUGGUGAAACACAGAAAGAUUUUUCUGGCUUCUGGGUAAAGAUCUUCAGCGGCGAGAGACCGCCUAAACAGCUGGUGUCUGUACACAACAAGAAACUCAGUGUUCGCCAAGUAAGGAGUAACGAUGUUUAAGUUUUGUCUGGAUAAGUAGCAGGUCGGUUCUAAGCUGAACUUGAGGCCAGAUGAUUUACACGUUUCAUCUUUGUCGCGUGCGAUAGAUCAACAGCACGAAACGUAUCGUGUAAAUCAGCCUUCGAGUGUCGUAAGGUUGAUUUGUUACACGUCACUAUUCAUGUUGCAAAAUUACCGCUCCGUUUGGAAUGCCGAUGGUUCAGCUUACCAAGGCUUUUUCAUUAUACAAGGUAAUUUUUUCGCAACUAUUCAUAGUCUAGUAGUUGCGUUCUAUAUAGCAAAUUUAUGUUGACGUUAAUUCUCCUAAGUACAUCACUUACUGCAAUGUGUUAGAGUAGGCAAUUGUUCCAGCAACAUGUGUCACAACAAAGUUGCGAGACAAGUUGCAAUAAUAAUUACCUUGCUUGAAAGGACCUAACACUUGCUCCGUUGUUGAUGCAGAGAACAGUACAUGCGUGGACGCGCGGAGAUAUGGAAUUUGUCUUCGAAUGUCAAAUCGAUAUCUCACGAAUGAGAACAUCGAAUGACAGAGUGAUUAAUUUGAUCACAAAGGGCCAGUUAUUUAAACGUGAUUCAGUCAGUGGUUAACAAAAUCGUGUUCUAAGUCAUUUUCAAUUUGCCCAAAGGUUUUAUCUAGACACCAUUUAUUGUGAACAGUUUUAUGAAAGCAUAUAAAGGAGACUAAAAAAGCAUUUAUCUUCUUAAAAUAACCCACGCGUUUUAAGUUAGACUUCGUUUAAAUAACCGACCUAAAAAGCUUAACUUACGCUACGGUAAAACGGGCGAUACAAACGUGCAACUUGUUUUGCAAUAUUGCUGCUAAAGAAGUUCAAAACAAAUGUUGCGCACUUUACCGCCCAGAUUCAAAUCCUGUCUUGCCACAAAUCAGGUUGCUACAAGUUGCGUGACUCUGACUUCUGAUUGGAUAAAAUUACGCAGGAGUCACUUUAUACACGGGAUUUACGUCACUUGCCGCAAAGCAAAUUUGCCUUGGGCAGGUAAGAUGCGACUCUCUACUUUCUGCAACAACUUUUCGCAACCAGCAACAACCUGAUUUGUUGCAAGACAGGUUUGAUUCGUGAGUGGUAAAACGCGCAACAUCUCUUUUGAGCCCGUUUUGCAGCAGUGUUGCAAAACAAGUAGUUGCACGUAUUUGUUGUUCGUUUUACCCGUACCUUUAUCCAAAAAAUGUUUAUUACCGGGUAUUAUCAUAUGACUGGUACGGCCCCGCGCGCAAUGUCGUUGGAAACCCAUACGCGUCAAUUGAUAGGGCCGGAAAAACGCGUACGGCUCUGCUAGAAAAGCGUACCGUUUGGUGCGGGUUUGCUCCGUCAGAAAAACACAACGGUCAUAUGAUAAAAAGCUUAUUGACCGAGUUAGAUCGGGCCAGACGUGCGCUCGGUCCGUACGUCCUGACCUCGAGCCAAAUAGUUUCCCUUACGGGCCUACCACUGAGUCAGUAAGUACAUAGAACUGAUUAUGAGUAUCGAUUGACCACUCCAGAAAAUACCAUAAUAUACCAUAAUACUCUUUGUUUGUCACCCCAAAAUUUUGCAUAAGCAUUGUUUUCAGUUUCUCUUGGGAGUUAAAAUGGCCCCAUGAGAAACUGAAAACAGUGCUUAUGCAAACUUUUGGGGUGACAAACAGAGAGCAUUGUGGUAUGUUAUGGUAUUUUCUGGAGUGGUCAAUUGAGGUUUCUGAGUAACUGACCACCUACCCCUCCCUAAGUCACAAUUUUGCCCUAAGAAAUAAAUGUUAAUUGUGACUUAGGGGUGGGGUAAGUGGUCAGUUACCCCGUAACCUCAAAUGAUCCGAUUAUGACAGGUGGUAGAGGGACCAGAAAACAUGGCACCGAUUCAGAAUGAUCAGCCGCACGAUGGUGAGAAGUUUGGAUUUAGGUCGUUCUGGUUAUCUAAAGCUGGAGUUUUUACACUCAAGUAUAUUGCCAUGUUGGGAGACAGAGAAAUGGCAUCAACGCAGUUUCGGAUUGUUGUUAAAGGUGAGUGCACAGCGCUUAAGUGUUUGAUUAUUGGUUAACUCGUGAAGCUUGCUAGAAAACAAGGCGAAAAUUUGAAAGGUUUUUAGUGUUUUGUUUGACUGGUGGCGUUAUAUUGGCUCGCUUUACCCGCUAUAUACGAUUUGACAGGUAGAGAUUACGUUAGCCAGCCGGGAUGCGGGGUUUGCGGUUGUACAGGGAUUAAAUUUUACUUAAUAUAGACUGUCUCCAACAAAUCAAAGUUCUUAAGAUAAUUAUUCAAAGUGCAUGCUACAGUUCCUGCAUAACGAAUUUAUCAGGUAUUUACCUCUAUCCGAUUGCCUGUCUUAUGAAUCAAUAAAAAUGGUGUUCGCCUCUUUAGAAACGAGAAAAUAGCGUCCUGCGAUUGUCUCUGGGAUUGUUACUGGGAAGGCAACGCUGUUACAGUGAUAUGGGUUUCCCCGCGUUUUGGGCAUCCCCAUUCCCAAAACCCUAGUGAUAUGGGCAUUCCCUUCUCAUAUUACCUUAGUGAUCUGGGUUACAGGGGAUGCCCAUAUCCCCAGGGUUUUGGGAAAGGGGAUGCCCAAAACGCUGAGAUGCCUAUAACACUGUGACACCGCUAUCGACAAAUUUUUUCCCUUGUCCCUAAUUACAGUCCCAGAAGUCUUUUCGAAAGUUAAUUGGGUCCAGUUUCCUUCUUGCUUAUAAAGAAGCGAAUAGUCAAAACCUGUUUUCAUUUCUCUCGCUUUACGCAGCCAGCACCGCCUCUCUCUUUGCCCUAACUGAGCCCUCACGAACAGAGACUCCCCAGGUCGCCCUGGGUGAACCGGGCCUGAAGUUUAAACUGGCCUUCACAGACAAUUACAAGAACCCGGCAACGUUGUUCAGUUCUGGAGAAUUCGUGACGCUGAAUGUGACAUGUGCCAAUUUGAAAGUGCAAGGGUUGAAGGACAAGUACAAGACAAACAGUGACGGUGUUCUCGAGGUCAGCGGUAUAGCCCUCACCCCGAACGGUUCUGACAGGGUGCAGUAUGGGAAAGAGCUAUCUGUGAGAGUUGACGUCAUUGGGAUUGAAUAUGACAAUUUUGUCACUUUUCCUGUGAGGAUUAAAGCUGGUGAGUACAUAAACUGAUUAAAAUAGAAUGCUUUUUGUAAGCUAAGUAAUGGUAAUAGGUCGUACAGUUGUUCGAAGCUGGGUUAAGAUAACCCAGGGUUAGUGCGAAAUUUGAACUCAACUAUGGGAGCUUGAAAAGCAAAUUCAGUUUUAUUCUCUUUGCCUACAAUUUGAUGAUUGGAUACUCUAAAAAGAAUAAAGAAAAAUUAUCCGAGAAAGUGCUUUUGAUAACAAGAAAAAGAAAGCUGGGUGAAAAUUUAAUCUCAGGUAAGUGUUAACGGCGUUCGAAAUGGCCUCUUUCGAGUCAUGCUUCGUUCGAUUCUUCCUAACCUUUCAUUAUGAACCUGCGUCUGUUCUCUGCUAUACAGUGGAAUCCCGCUCUACGGAUACCCGCUUAAUACUCUUAAUACAGACACCCGGAUACUACGGCGGCCAUGUUGGUUUCUAGCGUAGCGAUGCUAAAACCCCCGACGCCCACCCCCUCGUUACAUUUGGUGUUUUUAAAGGCAUACUAGAUAAUCCUGUUUUAUAGGAUUAAUUGUGAAAGCCUCUUUACAUUCCUACAGAUAUCCUGAAUCCAAAUGGAUAUAAUCUUAUCCGGUUUUAUAAGAGAUAUACUUUUAUAAUGAUAUCCCCAGACAAUAAGCCGUUUAUGUAAAGCUUGCAUCGGUUGCCAAGUGAUAUCAGACGUGAUAUAAGCCCAGGGAAACAAGCUAGGGACCAUUUGGCGUGCGUAAACUUUGUCGGCCGAUAUGUCGAGCAGAGAAAGGCGAAUUUUGAGGGGAGAAUUAUGCCGGCAGAAUAAGGCGUUUCCGAACAGAAAUUGAGCAGUUUAGCAGAAACUGGUAACAGAUUAGUAACAGUGAUGAUAUGCACAAUAGUUGUAGAAAGAAAUUAACAAACAAAAAAAUGGUAAAACUAGAAAAUCCUAAGUUAAAAACUUCUACUAAUGUUAGUGAUAUUGUACAAGAUAAAUUACAGGUUUGCUCUGCAUGCCCUCCGUUCAGAUUUGCGAAAAUACAUUCCAGAAAGGGGAAAUUUUUCAGCUAUUAAGCAGAUAUUUCUGCAGUAUUUGGAUGUUAAAGCAGAAUUUCUAGCAGAAUAAGCGAUUUUACAAGUAUUGCCAGCAGGCAGAAUCAGCCAUUUUACCAGCAGGUGUUAUCCAAGCUUAGUGACUUGUGUAGAGCGCAGGAAACUAUGCAACGUGUUAAAGCGCGUGAAAACAUGUUGUAGCUAUUUUUGUUAACCAAUCGGAGCGUUAAGAUCAGCAGACAGUGACAGUCGAAUUAACCUCCCUUACUGUACUUUCGUGUGUAAGGCGGUGGAUUAAUAACAACUCAUUUCCCAGUUCCUAUCCUUAAUUCUUUUGAUGUGAGGAUUACGGUUGGAGCAGUGCUAUGGAACAAAAGAUAAGAAUUUGACUUUUGUCUUCGCAAGUGUUCGGUUACGGUCGCGUUGUAGGCUAGUCUAUCCAGAAAGCCUGUUGUUGGUCCUUUUCGCUCCUGUUUGCAUGUCUAGUUACGUAUAAUGUACUGAUUUUAUAACGCGAAAUUGCACUUUUUACCGACGUAUUCGCAUCAGGUGGUUGAAUUCCCAGUGAUGAAGACCAACACAUGUGAGUUUGAUUAGUUUUCUUCAAGUAAGGGAUUGCUAUUGCAAACUAAACUAGCGUGCACGAAACCUUAAUCUUAAAGAAGAAAACGGCUAACGUCUUCGUACCUUCUUUUUGAAUUUUUGUGUGCAACAGUGCUACACUUUAUGAAGGAAAUUUUCUGCCUGCGUGUACACGUAAACUGCAUUCGAAUGCAAUUAAAAGGAGGUGACCCCGUAAGCCUCAAUAUCAACAUACAAAUUCUCCAGACUGCUCUUCAUACAUUUUCUUAAAGAACUAGUUUAAGAGAAGUCGAAUUUAUUAAACGAUCAAAGCAUUUUCCCCUUGAUUUUGUAUUUAAAUCGUUAGGAGAAAACUGAUUUUGAUCACUCUUGGCACUUCAAGGAUUAAUAGAAAAGAGCGCCGUCAGUGAGAGUAGUCAUUGGUCGAUCUGUAGGCGCACCUUCAAUAAUUUUUGGAUGUUAUCCUUCAGUAGCUGAAUUUUAAUAUAACAAUAUUGAAGCUUGAUUAAGGCCUGUCAGUUCCGUUUAAACUAAAGGUUAAAAUCCAACCUUUCGCCGAUCAAGGGCACCAUCAGGGAUGAUGAGGCCCUUUAGGUUUGCGUAAUUAAAUUAGCUUUUAAAUUGCAUUCGAAGGGCGCAGUGGGGACCGAGGAGUGUUGCGUAACGACACAAAGAACGGCUAUGUAGCAGACUAUUCUAAUGGCGUCUUAUAUGGAACCUUUCCCUCUUUUUGACGCCACUUUAGCUGCUCCCGCACAGUUUUUUAAGGGCUUUCUCUCGCCCGGGGACUGCUGUCUAUUUUCAAACUUCAUAAAUUACGUGAGUCAUGAAGUGAAAUCUUUUCCCCACUCCCCCUCCGUGUCGGGAACUUAGGAGUAAAAGCUGUUGGGUGCAAUGAUUUCUGGGAUAGUUUGGAUGAACAAACGUUAGUUAUGAUUGGUCGAUGGUAUUGAAGGCAACCAUUAACCAAUCAUAAGUAACGCUUGUCCAUCCAAACGAUUCCAGAAAUCGUUGCGCCAAAAGCUUGAACCCGUCUGGUUUUUAUCUGAUACCACAGGCCAGCCGCAGAGUGUAAAGCUCCCUCAGUUUGAGACAAACGAAGUAUUGAACUACGAAGAGUUUCCUGAGUUUACAGUUCAAGUCCUUGAUCAGUGGAGUCAGCCGUGCUCUGUGAACGACAGACGAACCAAGCUGCAUGCGGAAUGCGAAGCGUUUGUUGGCGGCCCUCAUCUUGCCACCAUUGAGCAGGGGCAAGGUCGUUUUUCGCCCAUUAAAGUGAAGCUUGCGCCUGGAAAAGCUCCUUGCAACGUGAAAAUCAAGAUAUCGCUCGUUUCGGUGGAAAAUAUUCGCCGGAAACUGACGGUCAGCGAAUCGCUCAAGGAGUUGAAACAAUUUACCAUCAAAGUUCUUCCUAGCACUUUGCCUCAUAAAGUGAUGAUAUGCGAGGGAAACCAAAAUGAGUUGACUGCGGCGAAUGGAGUGGCGGUGAAUGGUAGGGAUGGAAGAGAUUGCUUAGAGCUGAUGGCGCCGGCAGGCUCUAUGGUGAAAGGCCUGUUCCUCAAGGUUUUUGAUGAAAGUGGGAAGUUAUUGGAUGCUGAGGAGUUCAAGGCCGCUGAACCUAGAGUUACCACGAGCUGGAACGGAGAGGUUAGGAGAUAUUAGUAGAUAAAGCACGAGAAAGUUAGUCGCAGUAAUGUUUACAACUUUUAAGCUGUUAUAAAUAAAUAAAUAAUAAUAAAUAACAGGGUUCGCAAAUACGCCAAAUUUGGCGUAUUUUACGCCAAAAUUGUUCAGAUGACUCCACUGAGGUUACGGAGGGAGUCACUUCGACUCCAAAAAUUUUCGGUAACAAACAGGGAGCCACUUCGACUCAAGAAAUUUUCGGUAACAAACACAGUUUUGUCCUUACCUUUUUCGCAACAAAUACAAUUUACGUUAAUUGUAAACGUUGUAAACCUUAAUUAAAUCAUCGAAAUUAAAGAAUUAUACUCCACGACAAAACAGGAAGAGGGUAAAUUACGAUCAAAGUUUACUCGAUGACCGCCAUCAUGGAUUUGAGCUUUCCAGGUCAGCGGACCGCCACAGCUACUUCGUGUAUCCCUCACGAUAGUGUAUACAUGCCGGGACCACGUGCUGGAAAGUCUGAUACUUGACUCCAAAUAUUCCAAAAUGACUCCAAAAUUUGUGAAGCAGAAGUCACACUGACUCCACUCAUCAAUAAAAUUUGCUAACCCUGAAAUAAUAUAACCUUUACUAUGUGUAUUAACGUCAUUAAAUCUGAAUUCUGAUGAAUUAUUUGUUUGUUUUUGCCAGGUAUCAGUUGCGAAUUUACCGUAUCUGCCAGACUGCCCUGUGGCGAGCAUGGUCGCUGUCCCGUAUGUGGGUAAUGUGGAGUGCGUAUGUAGUGACGUCAAAUGUCAGACCCAAAUAAGGAUUAAACCCAUUGCAGGUACGUAAAUUCAUAAGGGAGCUUAACCAACCACAGUGCCGACAGCAACGAGAACGGCUAAAAAGCAAUAGGGCUAGAUUAGCAAAACAACAACUCUGCACGUGCGUCACGCUUUUUUGCAUACCGUAAAAUUCCGAAAAUACGCCCCUCCAUGUAUAAGCCCCUCCAAAUAUAAGCCCCCCAAACUUGUAACGCAAAAAACCGUCCGUUAAAUCGCCCCUCCAUAUAUAAGCCCCCGGGGGUUUAUACUCGGAAAUUCCCCUCAAAUACAAAGUGAAACAAAACUAAAACGGUAAAUUUCCUUCCAACUGUAAGGCUAGCCCACUCGAUUUUGAAACGCAAAUUUGCCUCCAUAGAUAAGCCCGUCCGAAUAUAAGCCCCGUCCGAAUAUAAGCCUUUGAAAAAUAUAAGCCCCGGGGCUUAUUUUCGGAAUUUUACGGUAUUUCUUUGCCGUUCUUGCACGACUACGAGGUGAAACUUUCUAAUUUCACGUAGUAUGGAGGACGUAAACACAAGACAAUGAUUUCCCUUUUCCUGUUUCUGAUCUUGGACCAAGUCAUUUAGGAUUAACUCCAGAAAACUUCGCCCGCAUUUGACAGACUGAAAACUAGGGCCACUCGUUUUAACAAACCCAAAGCGUUUUGAAUUAUAGUUGCACAAUUCAGAUCCAACUUAUGUUUGUUGCGACGAUUUUAUUCACAAGGAACACAAAGGAUCCAAACACCUUUGCGAUGCACGGCCAAAUUUACCGAGAAACAAGUGCUUGCGUGUACCCUGGUCCCGCCGCACACGAAAAAAACCUCUGCUACCCAGGGUAGCUUGCGCACAAGCCCUGGAGCUAAUGAAUCAAUUUAUGUUGUUGGCUGGUCGGUUUUAUUUUCAUUUAUUUAUUUUUUUUUGACAUGACGAGGAACGAGUUUCUGGUGAGGGUUUCUUGCGCCCGAUAAUCUCGAAAAUCACGCCAAUGAAGGAAAAGGAAAGAAGAAAAAGAAAGAGCAAGAGGAAAAAGCAAUGGCUGCACUCUCAGUUUUUAUAUUGGCUACUUUGACCGGAAGAGGUCUAUUUGGCGGUAACGUUUUCAAAAAUCCGGCUAGAUGUAGAAUUCGUCAAAAUUGCUAGUUGUUUUAUUCUUCCAGGUGAACCGCAGAAGUGGUUAUUCGUGUGCGAGGACCAAACUUUGCAAAUUGAGUGCGACAGCAAAAGACAGUUGAGUCAAAACCUUAAGAUUCGAUUGAAUGACAAGUUUGGCAAUCCUGCCGAGUGUCCUCAAGGGGUGGAACCCAUGGUAUCAGUUGAGCAUUCACCAUCAAGAAGGUUAGUUAAGGGCCAAUUACACAGGAGGGGUUUUAGCGCAAUUUGUGGCGCGACAAAAGCGGCCCCUGGGAUCUGGUUGCAAACCUGAAUGGCGCGUGUAAACGGUUUGUGAUUCAGCGCGAAUUUCCGCGGCUAAAUCGCCACAAAUGUUAUAUGAUUGAAAUUUAAACCAACUUAGUGGCGCUUUUCAGAUCAGUGAGAGUACAAAUUUCUAUCCGCCAGAUACGUUAAGAAGUUAACAUAUGCAUCAAGGUAUUGUUAAAGAACACUGCUCUUGAGACAUUUUGCCCUAAAGGGCCUUUCUGAAGUAUUGCCUACCCCAUCCCCUCCAAGCAAUGUUGGGCCGCUUUUCGAGCUACCUGAAGGAAGCAACAAACACUCCAACAUUGAAUAGAGCGGGGAUGGGGGCGGAGAGGUGUAGCUUGUUUUGUUCUCCGAAGUUACCCCAUCUAAGGACAGUGUCUCAAAAAUUUUGUCGCCGAUUGAAGGCUAAACAAUGCGAAUUAAUGAGCAGUGGCCACACUUUUAGGCUUCGUAAUGUAAACUUUAUUUAACACUAACGCUUGUUCAUUUGUUAAGCAGUAGUUAUGCAGUGUUGUUAUAUAGCUAGAAAUUUCUUUCCAACAGCGCGUGCCCUCAUUGCUUACUUCGAGGUCACAUGACAUCUAACAAUGAAACUGUUUCCCCGCGAAAUCUCUGAGUGGGAAAUAUUGCACAAUCUAUGAUGUCAGAAGGUAGCAGUGCACUGUUGCCUGCGAAUGUUGACCAAUGACCGCCGUUACAGCGAGGUUUAAUGAAUUUCCAGCUUCAAAAUUUCCAGUUAUAUAACAAAUCACUAAAGAUUGGUCCCUCGGGAAACAGUUAAUUUUCUUUCUCUCGAAUCUCAGUGUUUCCUGAGGCGAACAUUGAGAUUCUCGGAAAUCAAAGUUAACUGUUUCCCUCGGGACCAGUCUUUAAUUGUUUAUUGUUUCUUUUCACUAGUUUACAAGGUGAAUGUAGUAUUUUUUUUUGUUUUACAUCUCUACAGUGGUAGCACUGCUGUGUUUAUCGGAAAUAUCAGUCGUAAAGGCUCGGAAUUCGUGUUCAAUAGUGAAGCCACCAUUUCAGGCCAGCCUGGUGUAAUAACCAUGUGUCUGUACGACAAUGAUAACAAGUUCUCUAAAGACACGCAAAGAAUCAAUCUCAAACCUGGUGAGUGCGGGCACCUGUAUAUUAUCUCACAGGGAGCCCACAGAGUCUGUUUGUGUAACCGAUUGUAAUUUUAUAGUAUAAGUGCACUGGAUUUACCAUUUGCUUCAUUUGUAAUGUUAUGUCGCUAAAUAUGUGCAUGGAUCAGUGCUAAAUAAUAGUUUUAUUACCUUACAUACAUGAGAGGACGGUAAACAACAAACUCCCUUCUCAGGCAAAAGGACGACAAUUUACCGUAGGCAAGGUAAUAAAACGUUUAUUUAGCAUUGAUCCAUGUACAUAUUUAGCGAUAUAUCGCUACAGGUGAAGCAAACGGUAAAUCCAGUACGUUUACUAUAAAAUUACAAUUGGUUACGCAAACAGAUUGUGUGGGCUCCCUGUGGUUAUUUUGCGUGUGGUAAUCACUUGCCUGGGUUAGUCACAGACUAAGAACCUAAGAACAUAAGAACCUAUUUAAGAACCUAAAUAGCAACCGUCCAAGUUAAAGUUUUUGCUCGGUCGCCAUUUGGCCACCAACUCUUUUGGCUUCGGAGACUUUUUUACAAAUCAAGUCGCCAGCUCCAAAAUUUUAGGCGCCAUGGCGACCAAAAUGGUCGCAGCUUGGAGGGUUGUAUAAUAGCCUAAAUUUGUGUUAAUUACCAUUUAUUCAAGAACCUGUUAAGGCUAACUUGGGAAAUGCGGGUUCUUAGUCGCGGGUUUUUUUACUGUAUGCCAAAGUUGUUUGCUUUUGUGAAGAAUAAAACGUAACUUUGAAAGAUGAACAUUACGGGUACGUUUUGUGGUUUAGCUGGAAACAACAGGUAUGAUGCUUUAUGUCCUACACGUAGUUUGAAAUUCUCCUGGGCCAUGAAAACGUCGGAAAGUUCAUCUAGUACUAUGUACCAUUUGUUCGAUUCAUGAACUUUGAAAAUUCCACGUAAAAUUAAAACUUUCACCAGCACUUUCAUUUAGAAUUCACCAAACUUCGUCAAUGCGGGAAAGAUAAGUGUAGUUGGUCUGGCCAUAAGACAUUUUGAGCGUUGAAAUCUUAAACACGAAUUUAAAAAUGUUCCAUUAUCAUUAAGAAGUGCUUGUGGUACAAUUUCUCGAUUGAAGACAAAGAGACAGGAUAGGUAAGGCUAACUUUUUCAAGUUCUUUUAGCGAGCCUCGAAAAAAUGGCCAAAAAAUAGUGACUCAUUUGCUUCACACUUCGAAGAUUUCACUCAUAAUAGACUUCUAAGUCUUCCCGGAGCCGUUUUGUGUUCUUGUAGGAGAUAGGGUAUUUGCUGUAACUUUAACAGCUUCACUCUAGGGUGAGUUAAGGAGACAUAAAACUUAGUUUUGAAUCCUUGGAUAUAAUCCCGUGGUGUAACCAUUCAAAUCAAACCUCCGAAACAGAACGUUUGAAUGGUGCAAUUUAUAUUUUCAGAAUUUCACAGAGCGAAAUUUGAUUUUUUUUCUUCAAGUAUGACUUUGACCAAUGGUUACCAAACGUGUGAGAAUGUAACAGUGCCCUUUUUAUGACACGAGAAAGAAACUGGGCCGUGUUAACUCUCGCAAAGACGUGUGGGAAUGUUAUUAGGGGCAGAGGAAAAAUUGGCCAAUAGCUGAACGGCACGUCACCGAUAACGAUCCCAGAAUCACUUGCGGGACACAAGUUCCCUUAGUUUCUAAAGUGGUGAAUUAAAACUUUCCCGUCAGGUGCUCCACAUCACAUUGAGUUGAAAAGCCAAGCAUUUGAUGACUCUUCGCCCAAGAACGAACAUACAGCCAAGUUUUUCUCCAACUGCUAUCUUAGCGCUCCUAUCUUUGCUUUCAUCUGUGAUAAGUCUGGAAACAAGACGCCUCUCAAAACAACGCUGAACCUCUCCUGGAUUCCAGCUUCCUGCGGACAGUUGCUGCCAAGAAAGACCACUCAGAAGGGAGAGACAGUUUUUGAAGCCAAGGCGAUGAGGUGCGGCAGUCGGAGCGGUGAGCAGCAGGUCAAACUGAAGGUGUCCAGUCCAGACCAUAAGAAUCUGCAGGUGAGAUACUGCCCUUUUAUUCAAAUGCACUACAAAAUAUUUCUUUCAUGGAGAGUUUAAUCAAGGUCUAGAAGGGGUUUCGCGUGAUCCGAUAAAACAGAAGUACCGUCAAAUUCCAAAAAUAAGCCCCGCGGCUUAUAUUUUUCAAUGGGGCUUUUUGAGGGGCUUAUUUUUGGAGGGGCUUAUAUUCGGAAGGGCUUAUCUACGGCGGGAAAUUUGCGUUUCACAAUCGAUUGGGCUAGCCUUAUAGUUGGAAGUAAAUUUACCGUUUUUGCUUUGUUUUACUUUGUAUUUGAGGGCAAUUUCCAAGUACAAGCCCCCCCCCCCGGGGGUGGGGCUUAUAUUUGGAGGGGUGAUUUAACGGAGGGUUUUUUGCUUUACCGGUUUGGGGGGCUUAUACGUGGAGGGGCUUAUUUUCGGAAUUUUACUGUAAUUGUCGUGACAAGGGUUCGAAGUUUAACCAGGUAAAAGUGAAAACUUGUAGAACUUCGAUUUUAUAGCAAUAAAAUUCAUUGCCAGUCUAACUUUUAGUCGUUAAACCAAAAAGUAGAGAAUCACUAGUUUGAUCACUAUACUUUUUGAUUCAUUCCGAUGUCACGAUCAUUUAAGAAUAACUCUUGCCUGAGUAGUCCAGCAACCACUAAGAAUCAUUGAUGGACUUGAUCAGUUCGUCAACUAAUCACGUGAUUCGUGAAACGACUCCAGUAGGUAACGUGAUUGGUGAAUUUACUUAAAUUUAACCUGUGAUUCGAGAUCCAGACACCCCCUUUCAGACCCUGUUUAAUGUAUGUGGGGCCUUUUCAAGCAUAGUAAAGGUGUAAACUCGCCUUAACCGUCAAAGUUUCAAGAUCAAUUUUCUCCUAAAAAUAUGUAUACAUGAUCACCAAAGGGAAAAUGCUUGGAUCUCUUAGAGAAGUGAGGGAAUCACAUGACUGUAACACGGACCGAAAUUAUAUCGCAAAAACGUCUCCAUUCAGUUUUCAUUAAUUUCCCUUGCUUUCUCUGUUCUUCAGUCAGCAACUGUCACAGCGUCUCUGGAGAAAAGUAACCGUGUGAAAGCCGUGGUUGUAAAAGUAGUCGCCGAGCAGAAUCUCAUGGCUACAGGCAAUUUUCCUGUGUUAAAGGUGAAUUUGAGCAGCUAAAACAAGGGAGCGACGACGACGGCAAAGGGAACGUCCAAAAACAAUGAGCUUUAGAAGCGAAAGAACAAAAGUGCACGUACAUUACACUUUUUGUGUAUUGUUUUGAAGUGUGUCCUCUGCACAACUACAACGUAAAUUUUUCUAAUAGUGGAAAACUUGGCUACUGUACGACAAAUUCUCCUUUCUUCGUGAAAUUGGAUGCGAUCUCUUACAAUUCAACUCCUGGAAAUUCCUUUACAAUUGAAGAAUUGAACGAGAUGUAAUAAUAGCGGUGAAGUUUGAACCAGCGCGAAGUUAUUUUUAGUGUUGUCUUUACUGCCAUCGUCGUUGUGACUGCUCGAGCUCCCUUUUUUCCCAUUUCAUGUUGUUAGACCGACACUCUCGAGAUUUCGUGAGUCAAAUGUGAAAUAAGUUGCGUGGAUAAAAAGCUUUCUUUGUUUGAAUACUAUUAAAUACUGCGCAACACUUUUGAGUUUAUGUUAGCGAGGGACACCGCCGUUUGUUACCCUUCGAAGAUAUUUUUUAUUUUGUGAUAGUGAUGUGUGUGUUUGCUUCGAUAACGGCCCUUUCCCGGUGCAAACUAGACCAUAAAUUAAGUUACAAAGUUAUCAACUUAAGUCAAAGUGCGAUUGUAAUCUCAUACCCAGAUCUCUUCGUCAAUAAGAGAAGAGAUAUGGGUACGAGAUUAAGUGCGAUUGGUUACUAAAAAAACUGCUUUUACCAUCAAAUAGGUGCGAUGUGAAACGGAAGACGGAGUCAAAGUUGAUGGGGUCGGGCACCUUAAUCUUGAAAUAUCCCGGCCACGUGGUCCGCAGACCAUCACGGUUUACAGGAAACCUACUCAGGACAGAGAAGGCCUGGUAACGUAUCAGCCAUUAGCAAACCGGUAUUUGGAGGAGGCGGGGCAGUGGUCACUCAUCUGUCAUUACAACGAACAUAGGGACAGACUCAAAAGCGUUCUAGCACCUGCCGAUCACGUGACUACCAGCCAGCCAGUCCAAUUUUUUGUGCACCCAGGUAAAUGUGUAUUGGUGGAUGUGUACAACAACAGUUGUUAUGUUCAAACUACAGUCAAACCCCGUUAAUAUUGGCACUGAAGGUGCCAUUGAAAGUGUCCAUAUUAACGGGGUGUCGGUAUUAAGCGGGUUGAAUUUAGAGAAAAUGUAAGGGCUUUCUCUUCCCAGGGACAAAGCAAACUGUGCGUAAUAACAGGGUGUCCGUAUUAAGCGGGGGUCCGUAAAGCGGAGUUUGACCUUAGUAGGUAUUUUAUGAGGCUUUUUACCCUAAAAAUAGACUUAACCUAUUCUCAAAAAAACUUUCAUAAUUUUGACACUCUGAUUUCCUCAUUACUUGCGUUAUGCGCAUGCUCUUAUUUAACAAUGGUGAACCUAACAAAAGGGAGCUUUUAGCAAAGGGGUUUUUCAACAACGCACGUCAAUAGGAAGUGAAGCCUUUUCUUUUUCAGUAUGCCUUGAUGCUCGCAAUAAUGAUAGUUGCCUGCGUGGCAGGCGUUCGAAAGGGAGGGGGGAAGGGAAUUAGGGCGCGAGACCACGCGCGAGGGAGAAGCACCCCACACGCUCUCGCGCGACCAAAUUCGCCCUUCCCCUUCCUCUUUUAACGCCUGCCUCGCAGGCUAUAAUGAUAGGUUAGUGUCUUUAUUCUUAAAGAGACGAUAUGCCUUAAAUUUUGAGCACAAUCACUCCCCAAGAUUGCCAAAAAUCUACUUUCCGUUGAUGUGCGUCGCUAAAUGCCUUUCCUUAAGGGCCCUAAUGUGCGGUACGAGAGACCCUUGUAAAUUUGAGUCCUCUUGGUCAAAUGGAUGAAGCGACAGACAGAUAAUAGAAAGGCAUAAGUUCGAUCAUUCCACCUGGGAUUCAGUUUUUCGUAGACUUAACGCUCGUGACAAAAAUCUUGUCGUCCUAAAUGUCGCCUGAACUCUAAUUUGGUUUUGCUUCCUCCCAGGUCCUCCUAGAAGACUCGUUCUUCGCUUUCCAUCUGGUUCUCCCACAGUCCUCAGCGCCUCUUGCACUGCUGACGUCAAGGGUCGCACCAUUCUUCCUCUGGCACGGAGAGGGUUAGUUGCACAAAUUACUCAUGUACAAUGUUAUGGUUUACUUAUUAGGGACCUUGAGAUUCUAAGACAAGGACGACUACGGGGACGAGAUUUUCUCAGUACUAAGUAGUGCAGCGUCAUUUUGACGGGAAAACACUAUAGCCGUCGUCAUUCUUCUGCGGGUUUUACCGAAAAUGUCGUAGUGGUGGAAAGCAAGUUGUCAAAUGUUAGAAGUUUUAUCAUUUUUUUUUUUAUCGUGGGAGGGCUUAACCUCCUUCAAUAAAAUCGACCGUGUUAACUUUUCUGGUGAAAAUAGGAAAACGGCGCUUUCGAGGUUGUCUAUUUUUUCAGAAUUCGAGAAAAAACACUUUUAAGUCUCGUAGUUGUCUUCGUCCUCGAAUCCAAAGGUUAUGAUACUGAAGACAUUUUGCUGCGCUUUUUCAAGUCACUUCCUUUCCCGCUACUGAAACGGGAAACUUAUCCCCGAGCUUGUUAAGAUAAUUUAUCCCGACCGUGUUCGCUGCCAGUCACCAAUUUUUCCCUUGUUUGUUGCCGGCUGCGAUUUAUCCCGCGCUUGUUGCCUUUUGUAUGUUUCCCGGUUUUAUCGUCCGUUUUUUCCCUUCGUCAACAACUUUAAAUGUUCGAAAGGGCUAGUUGAAAUCAAGUUGAGUAGAUCCCUUGGUUAAUCAUCAGUAUGACCCUAAAAUGCAAAAUAUGCUGAUUUCUUGUUUCUUAGUGGAGUCGAAGACGUCAUCCUUGCUGCUGAAGACGCUCAUGGCAACAUGGCCGAAUCGUCUUUGGCGGUUAACGUUGGCAUUCAACCAUCGGGGACUGUGCCCGAGGGUACAGUCUUACCAGCUCUGGAGAACAGUCCCAUCCAGAUCACGCUCAACCAUGGUAGUGCCAAGUUACCAAGGCUUACACUUUGCAGUCGUGUGGGGAAUUAUAUCGGCGAGUAUCUGUUAGUGUUUUCGGCACCCGGAGUUGAGUCUCACACUGUUAAGUUCGCUUUUAGCACAGGUAAGUACAGUAAUAUGCUUGAGUAGGAGUCUUUCAUGGCUUCUGGCUUGACUAAAAUUUUUUUUUAAUAUUUACUUGACGUUACUCCUUUUUUGUAUUAACUUGUGAAAAAGGGGGCCAUUUCUGAAGUUAAGCUAAGUUCAACUCCCUCGUGAUCACUUGCAACGUUCCAAGUUGAGACCCUGACACGUCUACUGCAAAUCUGAACCAUUGAGCUACAAGUCAAGUUUCAUUCCUGUUGAAUCGGUCUAAAGGCGGCUUUUCUCGCGUUUUCGUGUAUUUUUAAUCUCCCUCCCUGCCAACACGCACCUCUCAUCAAAUGAAAGAAAAGUAUUUUGUGGCAGGCACUUAAGAGGAAACGGGGAUACGUGCAAUCAGCAUAGUGUGUGUAGGAAUCAGGAAGGAAUUUCGCGCAUCCUAAAGCACUUGCGCGCUCGGGAUUUUCCCUCCUCCUCUCUUUCUUGCGGAUACCACGUAGGUGCAGUAUAGAAAGAAGUGUGACGUCACGUUACCAUGGUUGCAAAAUUUCUGUACCUCAACAAUCUUUCUUGACAGAGACGGCCAUUUGCAGUGUCGAUCGAUGGAAGAAAAGUAACGGGCUACCGUUUUGUUUCUGAGUGCAAUCAUCCACAGGGAAGACAAGCAUGCCAAGUUUUUUGUUUCUUUCUGCGAUAUUUGCAGGACCACGGUUUGUUAAGAUCCUAAAAUUUUGCUACCACGGUAACGUGACGUAACAACUUCUUAAGAUCAAUUUAGGGAAAUGUAAGGGCUUUAUUUCCCCGGGGACAAAGCAAACUGUCCGUAAUAACGGGGUGUCCGUAUUAAGCGGGGUUUGGCUGUAUCACCGAGAGAGGUAUAACCAAUCAUUUAUGCGCUAUUUUAAACAAAUCAGUAGCCACGACUGCACAUUUACCUUCGUUUGUGAGACCAAUUAAUGCUUCCUUUCGUUCUUUUGUUUUUUUUUUUGUCGUUGUGAUUGUGCAAUAAAAAACAACAACAACUACAACAACUUAUUGCAAAAAUUGCUCUAAACCACUUUGUAUUUCAGAUGAACACAUUCAGCGGGUACAGAACGAGCUUCAGCCACUCAGGAAGCAGAUCGCAGAUCUGGAACAAAGCGUCCGAGAAAGCAAACAGAAGGUGAACCGGACGAAGUCGGAAGUAGUGGCAGCUCUUACUCCAGUAAGAAGUUCUUUCAGGGGGGAGCCACGCACUCGAGAUGUGGUAAACGUUCUCCAAACCACCAGAUACCAGUUGAACCAACUUGAGACUGCUGGAGCAGUUACUCGGCCACCCAUUAUACAGAAUGGACCCCCGGCCAGGAUAAGACAGUACAUAAAAGGUAAGGAACCUGUGUUGCUGUAAACGUGCCAGUUGUGCAUAGCUUUAAGUCCCAAUAGUGACCAACAUCGAUUUUCUCCUAACAAUAUCCAUAUGUUGCCAAGAGAAAUAGUUAUAAGAGUUAAUAAAAUGAUCACUAAAGAGAAAAUGCUUUGAUCUGCUAUCAAAUUCGUAACUAAUUGCUUAAAGAAAUGUAUGAAGAUCAGUAUGGAGAAUUUAUAUGUGGAUAUUGGGCCUCAAAGGCUUAAAGUGGCUAUGCCACGAGGAUAUUGCUGUUUAAGAUUAACCCUUUAAAUCCUAAGAUCAAAAUUUGAAUUCUCAUUUGUUUCCCCUAUUCAUUUCCUACAGAAGUAGUGGGGAGAAGUUGAUGAAAUAUCAAGAAAAUUUAUCUUGUGUGAUCAUGUCCUUAAUUCUCAUGACCACUCUGUUUUACAAAGCAUUGGUAUCACAAGGAGAAAUUUGAUGCUGGUCACUCUAAGGGCUUUAAAAAGGGCUAACUCUUUGCUAAAGUCAUCACUUAGUUCCUUUACUCACACAUACAAUACUCUUGUAGAGUUUUGGAAAAGAUAUCAAACAAAUUUGAUCAGAGAGUACUAACCAUAAUAAAUAUUUUGGUGAUUUUUGUAGGCGUAGCUUUAAAACUUGAAAAAGUUUGCUCAACUUUUUCAAGUUUCAAUCCAAACCCAUCCUGGUCAUUCGUAACAACAGAGGACAGGAAACAGUUUUAAUGUCUAAAUAUAGUAUGAAGUAACGAAACUGGGCCAUUAUUUUUGGAAUUCAACUGAUACGAAGAAACGUUUAAGACGGACUCCAUUAGGAAAUUGAGUAUGUCAAUUUUCAGUGGACGAAAACCUUCUACCAGAAUAAUUUACAUAAUAUCGCAUUCUUUUUUACAUUUUUCAAGGGCUAAAGAUAUAUAUAAUUAGUUAUCUGUAAUAACACCAAAGAAAAUUUCUGAUAGGAGCCCGAGAGAAUGAAAGUCAAAUUUCACAAAAUUACAUCUUACACAUGAAAUUUUCAGAAUUUAACUGUGUCAUCACAAUUCUUGUGAAAUAUGACAUUCAUUUUUUCGGACUCCCAACGAGAAAUGUUUUAUUAAAGAUGACUAAUUACAUCUUUAGCUCUUGAGAAAUAUAAAAAGAAUGCAUUAUGCUUUAAAUUAUUCUGGUACAAGAUUUUUGUCCACUGAAAAUUAAAAUUACUCUAUUUCCUGAUGGAUUCCGUAUUAACCCUUUCACUGCCAGAGUGUCUGAUAAAGUUUUGUAAGAUGACUCUAACUUUUGAGUCUGUGGACGAAAUCUUAUGAUGUGACCAUUCAAAUGAAAGCUCUCUGCCUGUACUUACACAUGGUGCUAUUUGUUUCUCAAAAUUUUAGAAAAUGAAAUUUGGAAAUUUGGUCGAAAUUUGCCUUUGGCCAAAUUUGGCAGUAAAAGGGUUGAGCUUUUUGAAAUGAUAGCAAAUAGCGUGACGUAGCCCCCUUAACCCCUGUAUUUCUCAAGAGUGACUAACAUCAAUUUUCUCCUAACAGUGUCAAUACGUAAUCAAAGGAUUAGGUUAUGAGAAUUAAUAAAAUGAUCACCUCAAGGAAAAUGCUUUGAUCUUUAAAACGUUCUCUCAACUUUAAGGAAAUGUAUGAAGAUCAGUCUGGAGAAUUUGUUUAUAGGAAUUGGGGCUUCACCCUCAUUCACACCCAAGCUUAAACAUGUUUGAAAGCUGUUUAGCUGAACACAGUUUUUUUUCUUGAAGGUGCUAACUGUUCUCUUAUUUGAAUUGAAAUAUAUGAAAUGAAUCAUGGUUUGAACUGCGGAUAAAGAUAUGAAAGUGAACAUGAUCUUCACAGAAGAAUGAACAACCUGAGCGGUUGAAAAAGAACCUGAAAAAAUUAAGGCUUGAUCGGGUAUCAACGCUCUAUCCACUGAGCUAAUCAGGCCAGCUGGAGAGCAGGCCAUUGUGAGUUCGUAACAUACCCGAUGGUGGAAAUUACAUGAAUUGAAAUAUAUGAAAUGAAUUAUAUUUUGUACUGAAAAGGUUAGUGCAAUUAUGGGAUCAUUUUAUGUUUCUGUGAAACUGGCCACCUACCCCUCCCCUAAACCAACAUUAACACUUAGUUCUUACUUAGGGCAAGAUAUUGGUCAAGGGGAGGGGUAGGUGGGCAGUUUCCGAGAAACGUAAAAUGAUCACAAUUAUGUGACAUGUUAAGGUUUAUUUAUAAAAGCCCCUGUCACUAGCACACAGAAGUUAAUUUCUUGGACACUUUUCGGUCUGCAGGUAUCGUCGCAGAGCUCGCUCAUGUAUCGGAUCCUUUGCUGGCGCGUAUCCUGUCCUGGUUCCUCCAGUCGAAGAUGCAAGUCGCUCUCACGAGCACCACCGAACAACAGCGGAAAGUUUAUGAUGCCGGAUGCCCAGCUUACUGUGAGGCCACUCUGUUACCUUUUUCUAAAAGAGACUUUGACGGCAGCGACGGUAAGUCUUUGCCUCUAGAACUGCCUUCUCCUCCGUCCAACUACCGCAGUCCAAUCGAAUUCGCGGUGAAUCUCCUGGAAUUCACUAGCGACAAUGGCUACCUUCGCUGUAGCCUGUUCUGGAACCUGCUGUCGAAAAACAAUAGUGGUUAACGACCUGAAAUCAGGGCAAACAUAUCGCGAGCAUCUUACAAAAAUGAAGCAGUCUUGCCCCACAAUCCUCACUCGUGAUGGGAAGAUGAUUGCAUCCGACGGGCUUAUGGAUCCAAAGCGAAAGUGCCCCGAUAGGUUGGAAGAUUUGAAGUUCGCAUUCGGUGCACUACCUCCUCGAGAAACCCCGCAGUAUCGGCAGUUAAUAGAGAAGUGUGAAUCUCUUGGGCGCUUGCAGAAGGUUUGCGAGAACCAUGAGACGGAGAUGGUUCAAGGCCGCGCACGUGAGGAGCGGCUGAACGAGUUAAGGAAGAGCUUGUCUCCUCGCAUUAACGAACUGGAGAAGGAGCUGCGAAAGUUAAGGCCCGGGUUGGAAAGGGACAGUAGUGAACCACCCGACAAAAGGAGGAGAAGAUAACUACACUUAUCCUUCUUACUUAACCCUUUAAGUCCCAAUAGUGACCAACAGCAAUUUUCUCCUAACAAUGUCCAUACAUUGUCAAGAGGUAAGGUUGUGAGAAUAUAAAAAAAUGACCACGAAAGAGAAAGUGCCUUGAUAUUUUAUUAAAUCUCUCAACUAAUUCUUAAAGGAAAUGUAUGGAGAUCAGUUUGGAGAAUUUGUAUGUGGAUACUGGGGCUUAAAGGGUUAACGUUACAUUUGACUUCUUUUUCCCUUCACCAUGUGCGUUUUCGUCCCCAUUACAGCUUUGAAGGGAUGACAGGGGGUAGGGUGUGUAAUCCUUAAGUAAUUGACUACAAUAGCAAAGUACAGUUGAACCCCCUCCCCCCAAAAAAAAAAAAAACACACACACACACACUCUAAGC